This is a messenger RNA of Nyctereutes procyonoides (raccoon dog), 1184 nucleotides long. RefSeq names its product SKI8 subunit of superkiller complex (gene SKIC8). The record is from RefSeq and is a predicted model, not a curated record. Gene Ontology annotation, molecular function: protein binding. The coding region runs from base 119 to 1036 and encodes 305 amino acids. The transcript has 11 exons. Lineage: Eukaryota; Metazoa; Chordata; Mammalia; Carnivora; Canidae. Gene Ontology annotation, cellular component: Cdc73/Paf1 complex.
CCCCAGCUCAUAGCUGCGCGACGCGGUCGCUGCGAGCCGCACGUCACAAGUGUGGCGGCUGUGCAGCCGGCGGGGCGGCGAACUGUCUGGCCUGUAGCCUUCCUCCUUGGUUGAGGAAAUGACCAACCAGUACAGUAUUCUCUUCAAACAAGAACAAGCCCAUGAUGAUGCCAUUUGGUCGGUUGCCUGGGGGACAAACAAGAAAGAAAACUCUGAGACGGUGGUUACGGGGUCCCUGGAUGACCUGGUGAAAGUCUGGAAGUGGUGUGAUGAGAGGCUGGACCUACAGUGGAGUCUAGAGGGACAUCAACUGGGCGUGGUGUCUGUGGACAUCAGCCAUACACUGCCCAUCGCUGCAUCCAGUUCUCUUGACGCUCAUAUUCGUCUCUGGGACUUGGAUAAUGGCAAACAGAUAAAAUCUAUAGAUGCAGGACCAGUGGAUGCCUGGACUUUGGCCUUUUCUCCUGAUUCCCAGUAUCUGGCCACAGGAACUCAUGUGGGGAAAGUGAACAUUUUUGGUGUGGAAAGUGGGAAAAAGGAAUAUUCUCUGGACACGAGAGGAAAAUUCAUUCUUAGUAUUGCAUAUAGCCCUGAUGGGAAGUAUCUGGCCAGUGGAGCCAUAGAUGGGAUCAUCAAUAUUUUUGAUAUUGCAACUGGAAAACUUCUGCACACGCUAGAAGGCCAUGCUAUGCCUAUCCGUUCCCUGACAUUCUCCCCGGAUUCUCAGCUCCUGGUCACUGCAUCAGAUGAUGGCUACAUCAAGAUCUAUGAUGUACAACAUGCCAAUUUGGCUGGCACGCUGAGUGGCCAUGCAUCAUGGGUGCUGAAUGUUGCAUUUUGUCCUGACGACACCCACUUUGUGUCCAGUUCAUCUGAUAAAAGUGUGAAAGUUUGGGAUGUUGGAACAAGAACCUGUGUUCACACCUUCUUCGAUCACCAGGAUCAGGUCUGGGGAGUAAAAUACAAUGGAAAUGGCUCAAAGAUUGUGUCCGUGGGUGAUGACCAGGAAAUCCACGUCUAUGAUUGCCCCGUGUAAACACCAGAGUCUCGCAGGCCGGUGUGCAGGUCAUGACAUUCCGUACCUCUCUAGCUUUAACAAAACAGAGUGUUUAUUGGAACAGAAGCUUAAAUUUUGUAGAUAUGGUAUCUGUUCAUACUUUAACAUAAAGUGUUCAUAACACAAA